This is a messenger RNA of Aspergillus clavatus NRRL 1, 1902 nucleotides long. RefSeq names its product ATP-dependent RNA helicase SUV3. Gene Ontology annotation, cellular component: mitochondrial degradosome. The transcript has 2 exons. Gene Ontology annotation, molecular function: hydrolase activity, acting on acid anhydrides; ATP binding; RNA helicase activity. Gene Ontology annotation, biological process: mitochondrial RNA 3'-end processing; RNA catabolic process. The record is from RefSeq and is a predicted model, not a curated record. The coding region runs from base 1 to 1902 and encodes 633 amino acids. NCBI's taxonomy places the organism in Eukaryota, Fungi, Ascomycota, Eurotiomycetes, Eurotiales, Aspergillaceae.
AUGAACGCCUGCAAGCUGGAAGAUCGGUCCGGCCAAAAGACCUUCGGGCCCCUACGCCAUAUCAAAGCUACUCUUCAGAAGGCUUAUCUCGGGUCUGGUGUCACAGGUCUGAAGGAUGAGAUCAAAUAUCUUAUGAACGCAGAGGAACUUACGGCAAAGUAUUCCACGCCCGUUCUUGAACAGCAGCAGAAGAUCGCGGAUCUGCGAUAUCCUGCCGAAUGGUAUCCGCAAGCCCGGUCGAGUCAGCGAACAAUUCACCUGCAUGUUGGUCCAACAAACUCAGGGAAAACUUAUCACGCGUUAAAACGGCUGCAAGCCUCCAAAAGUGGCUUCUAUGCGGGACCAUUGCGACUGCUUGCGCAAGAGGUGUAUCAUCGCUUCCAGGCGAGCGGCAUCCCGUGUAGUCUUGUGACCGGCGAUGAUGUCAAGAUUCCAGAAGGACAGAACCCGACUAUAGUGAGCAAUACAGUUGAGAUGGUGAACCUCGGGCAACAGUUUGAGGUCGGGGUCAUUGACGAAAUUCAAAUGCUUGCGGAUCCCAAACGUGGCUGGGCUUGGACUCGUGCUGUCCUUGGUGCGCGUGCAUCGGAACUCCAUCUUUGCGGCGAAACCAGAGUUGUGCCCUUGAUCCGUGAGCUUGCGGCUCUGACUGGCGAUAAACUUGAAAUCCAUCGGUAUGAGCGUUUGAAUUCCCUCAAAGUCAUGGAUCAAAGUAUACGGGGUGAUCUGCGAAAGUUACAAAAAGGCGAUUGCAUAGUGGUGUUCUCUCGGGUUGGCAUUCAUGCUCUGAAGGCCGAUAUAGAAAAAGUCACAGGCAGAAGAGCGGCGAUUGUGUAUGGAAGCUUACCAGCUGAGAUUCGUACGCAACAGGCCAGUCUCUUCAACGACCCGGACAACGAUUAUGAUUUCCUGGUUGCUAGCGAUGCCAUUGGCAUGGGAUUGAACUUGAGUAUCAAGCGCAUUAUCUUUGAGACCCUCGUCAAACGAGUCCCCGGAGGACUCGUGAGGCUCUCAGUACCCGAGAUUAAACAGAUUGCGGGUCGUGCUGGUCGUUAUCGCUCAGCCGCGCAGCAGAACAAAGACACGGGUGAUGAUGAACCGAAUGUCGGAUGGGUGACAUCGCUGGAAGAAGUCGACUUGCCAUAUAUCCAACAAGCUCUCGACAUUGAACCUCCCCCGAUCACUGCUGCCGGUAUCUUCCCUCCAGACCCUGUCUUCCAGAAAUUCGCUGCCUAUUUCCCCCGGGACGUCCCAUUCGAAUACAUCAUCAAACGCCUGCUGGAAGUCUCGCGGGUGCACCCCCUCUUUUUCAUGUGUGAUCCCCGCAGUCAGCUAGAAAACGCCGAAGUCAUCGACAGCGUGACUGGCUUGCCUAUUGAGGACCAGAUCACGUUCAUGGCUUCACCCAUGUAUACUCGGGACAAUUCGUCUCGUAAUGUCGCCAGUGCAUUUGCCGAAUGUGUUGCGGAACACACAGGUGGCAGGCUGCUGGACAUCCCCGACUUGAAUUUGGAGGUCUUGGAAAAUGCAGUCUCCGGAAGCAAAGAGUACCUGCAUGAGCUGGAAGGUCUACACCGAUCUGUCAUCCUGUAUUCGUGGUUAAGCUACCGCUUUGGGGGCGUCUUCACAGACCGGACCCUCGCAGGACAUGUCAAGAAAAUGGUUGAAGAGAGAAUGGUCAGAGCACUGACGGAGUUCUCUGCCAACAAGAAGCUCAGGAAGGACGCGUCUCUUCGCCGCCAGAUCGCCUUGCAGAAGCAGAUUGCGGAGCAUCAGCGUCUUCUUAAUGCGGCAAAUAUUGACUCGAUUGAGGAAGAGGGCGAUGGAGAACCCGUCCCUCUUGAUGUUUCGACUGAGGACGAUGCCUUGGAAAGAACUGCUCCUGAUGCAGAGCGGCUCUAA